This is a messenger RNA of Siniperca chuatsi (mandarin fish), 2028 nucleotides long. RefSeq names its product CD209 antigen-like protein E. The transcript has 6 exons. The record is from RefSeq and is a predicted model, not a curated record. NCBI's taxonomy places the organism in Eukaryota, Metazoa, Chordata, Actinopteri, Centrarchiformes, Sinipercidae. The coding region runs from base 458 to 1177 and encodes 239 amino acids.
CUACAGUAAAUAUGCUAGUUAUUUAUUUAGGGUGUCAGAUGAUGCCACACUUGAUUGUGUAAAUGCAAAGGAAUUGAUCUCUGUAGGCUGAUCAAUUCAUAUUUUCUUUUCCCUUAUCAUUUCUUUCGGAGGUAAAGUGUAUGAAAUCCCUUGAACCUGAUGUUGUUAUAAAUAAUUGCACCUCACUUCAGUAUGACACAGAAGCUGAUGAAACAUCCUGUCAGCUGCAUGCGUGGCUCAGGCUGAGUAAAGAAGAAAGUGUAACACAGAAGUGAGAAGAAACUGUGCAAUACAACUGCAGCAUACAGGGAAGCGUGAUACCAGGCAGAUCAACAAAAUGCAACUGAUUAUUAGGAAAUAGACCACCUAAAGAGUCUUAUUUGGUACAUGGAGUUUGGUAUUAGUUGGAAGAAACAAGAGGCCAACGGAAAGCAAAUCUUGGUAGACAGAAAUUGAGAUGUCUGAGUACAUUUAUGACAAUGAUCCUGGUGAACAAAAGCAGAUGGAAGAAAUAGCCUUUAACACAUCUGGAGAGAGUGAUGAGGCGGAGGAGAGGACAGUGGUUAUUUAUGAAAGCUCAGACGUCUACGGGGGUCGCAAAGCUGUAACACGGCCCACAGUGCAUCAGCAGCCGGGCAGGACUGCUUUCUGGGCUGUGACCGCGUGCCUGGUGCUGCUCUGUGUUCUCCUCCUGGCUGCCGGUAUCGGCGCUGGACUCCACUGCAGAAUCAAACUGCAGACCCUCAAAGUGAGCUGGGCCGAGGAGAGAAAACAGACUGUGGUUGAACUCAAUCAUUUCUGUAAGGAUGGAUGUACAUCAUUCAACAACAGCUUUUACUACAUUUCUGCUCAACAAAAGAGCUGGGAGGAGAGCAGACAGGACUGCAAGGACAGAGGGGCAGAUCUGAUCAUUGUAAACAGCAAAGAAGAGCAGGUAUUCAUCAAUUCCUUAAACCGUGUAUUCUGGAUUGGUCUGACUGACACGGAAGAAGAGGGAACAUGGAAAUGGGUAGAUGGUUCAGUUCUGAACAGCACAGAGUUUUGGAGAAAAGGUGAGCCCAGCGGAAGUAUUCGGGGAGCGAUGCACAACUGUGUUGACACCUUUUGGUACACACAGCAGAGAAGCUGGAAUGAUAAUAAAUGUGCCAAACCACAGCUUUGGAUCUGCGAAAAGUGACUUCUAACAUUAUUUUUCAUCCUAAAUAAAAAAUAUAGGCCACAGUGAUAAGCACCAUACAGCAAGAUUGUGGGUAUGGUAAAAAGAAAUCUUGCUUAUAAAGCACUUUAAAAAAAAAAAAAAAAAAAAUUACAUUUUUAAAUACUGCAGCACAAGAAAGACUGUGAGGAACAAGCUCAGUACAUCAAGUGGGUCCCCUUCCACGGAGGCUGCCAUAUUGAACCGUGUUUCUACAGUAGCCCAGAACGGACAAACCAAACACUGGCUGUAGAUCUGGCCUUUCGCGUUUUUUGCGAGUUUCACGGCCACCGUAGUUUCUCUUACACACUUGGAACGGUAUGGGAUUGUGUAUGGGAGGGUGAGGCGAGCAGUAUUCAGUUGGUUGCAAUCUGCAAUUUCACCGCUAGAUGCCGCUAAAUCCUACACACUGCCCUCAAAAUACACUUUCAUCAUAUCAUGCUUUUGAUUUUGCUUACUUUCAAUAUAAAGUUACAUUUCUGAAAUACGUUUUUUAUUUGAAUGUUUGAAACUGCGUCAUUUCUGUAACAAAGAGUUUCCUCUCAGGGAUCAAUAAAGUAUUUCUGAUUCUGAUUCUGCUUAUAUAUAUAUCUCCUUGGCAUAAAGAAAACUAAAAUGAAAUGGACUUAAAUGUGUAUUGUCAAUACACAUGCCCAAGCUUGAAAAUAAAAAUGCCAACUGGAAUUUUGAUAUUGAGUUAUGUCAUCAUUUUGUAUUUUUAUGUGUAUAAUGGCAGGAUUUCCAGACUUGUUUUCUUGAAAAUGUCAGUCAUCCAUCAAAACCAGUUGGCAGGAUGUAAUUAAUGAAUUGAUACAUUAAAAACCUGAAAGUGA